GAGUCGCUGCUGGAAGGAGUCACGUAUCCGCCUCCAUGGCUUGGUCAAGCAGCUUCUUAUUUAUUGUGCUGCCGCUGGCCGCCGCCGUUGCUGUCCAGCCUCAGGAUACCGAGCUCACCUUCCUGCUGCCGGCGGGGAGACAAGAAUGUUUCUACCAGACCACGCUGUACAAUGGCAGUAUGGAGAUAGAGUACCAGGUGAUCGGCGGUGCUGGCCUAGAUGUGGACUUCUCGGUCACUACUCCCUCGGGGAUCUUGCUUAUCAUGGAGAGACGGCGAUCGGACGGCGUGCAUACCGUGGAGCCGACCGAGGCUGGUGACUACAUGAUCUGUUUCGAUAACUCCUUCAGCACCAUCUCAGAGAAACUGGUUUUCUUUGAGCUCAUAUUCGACAAUCAGCAGGGGGACGAGGAGCCAGAUAGCUGGGCGGACGUCGUGGAACCUGAUGAGCUUCUGGACAUAAAGCUGGAGGACAUCAAGGAGUCCAUAGAGAGCGUGAAGUCCAGGCUGGAGCGCAGUAUCCAAAUGCAGACGGUACUUCGCGCCUUCGAGGCGCGAGAUCGGAACCUCCAGGACAGCAACCUCGAGAGAGUGAACUUCUGGUCAGCCAUCAACGUCGGCGUGUUGGUCACGGUGGCCUUCCUGCAGGUGUACAUGCUGAAAAGCCUCUUCGACGACAAGCGCAAGAUCCGGACUUAAUGCUCGUGGUGUCUCCGGGCGGGAGCGGGAAUAUCUGGCGCUUCCGCCACCUUGAACGUCUUCCGUUUACCUUUGAGGACAUUGGAUGAUGGAGAUGCCUCCCAUGAUCAUGAUUUUAUGGGAAGAACCGUACAACAAAAUUUACAAAAUGGGUGGAAAUCCAUUUUUACUUGUAGCAGAGAUCUUAAAGCAAUAACGACCUGUAAUUAUCCUGUUUGCCUAAGCACCUCAGAUAUAUGGCCGCCCUGUCUGUCCCAGUCCCAACGCAUCUAGCAGCAGAAGCCUCUCGUGGAGUAGGGGAGCUUACUAUAUACGUACUUGAAGGGUACAAGGACACUUGGAGAGAUCACACCUGGGUUUGUAGCCACCAGAUGGUACCUAUGGCUGCAUGUCUGCCCACAAUAUUGCCCUCUGAAAGGGCAAAGACUGUAGCCACAGCUUUCCAGGAACGGCUCGGUUCAGUAGUGGCUCUGGGUCACUGAGUCCUUCCCUAAUAGACUUGGUGCAAGGGUAACUACACAGACUGUUAAAGGGGUAGUUCACUUUUAGUAUGUUAUAUAAUGGCCUAUUUCUAGCAACUUUGCCAUUGGUCUUUCAUUAUUUAUAUUUUUAUAGUUUUUUUUUUUAGUUAUUUGCUUUCUUUCCUGCCUCUUUCCAGUUUUCAGAUGGGGGGUCGCUGACCCUGGCAGAAAAAAAUCUAUUGCUUUGUGUGGCUACAAUUGUAUUGUUAUUGUUACUUUUAAUUUCUUAAGGUGGCCAUACAUGUUAAGAUCCGCUCGCUUGGGAGGUCACCAUCGAGCGGAUCUUCUCCCGAUAUCCCCCACCUACAGGUGGGGGAUGUAGGGUGAAUUCAGGCUAAUUUGGGCAUUUGGCCCUGGGGCCAAAUGAUUGAAUUAGAACGCUGGUAAUAGGCGCCGUCGGUUUGGGGACCGCAUCAGUGAGCCGACGAGGUCCCCGAUCCGACUACAUUUUUUAACCUGCCCGAUUUCAGGCCAGAUAUCGGUCGGGCAGGCCCGUCGGUAGUGCCCAUACACAGGCCAAUAAGCUGGCGAAUCGGUCUAAGGGACCCAUAUCGGCAGCUACAAUCGGCCUGUGUAUGGCCAACUUUACUUCCCUAUUCAGUCCUUCACCUACUCAUAUUCCAGUCUCUCAUUCAAACCACAACCUGGUUGCUAGCAUUAUAAAGACCCUAGCAACCAGAUACUUGCUAAAGUAAGAGCUGCCGAACAAAAAGCUAAAUAACCAGAAUACAACAAAAAAUAAAGACUAAUUGCAAAUUGUCUCAUUAGAGUUAAAGUAGAACUACCCCUUUCCAGGCAGCACCGUGAUUGCAACACAAAGGCACAAUUUAGGGACGGGGGUUGGUACGACGGCGAUUGUGCGUUGGGAGCCCGUAGGCUGCAAUUCUCACCGAUUACCUGCCAGAUUCUGAUUGGACUGUUCCCAAGUGAAUUUUGUGGGUUGUGUUAUUUAUGUGGGAGGGGCCCAGUAUGGUGUGCAAGAGGUGCCAAUUGAUGCUAAAGGCAUAAAGGUGAAUGGGGGCUGUUUUUGGCCCUGCCCCCUAAGUGCCCAAAAUCUCCAUUGCCCCAAAAUGUCUCGUUUCCCCCCCCCGUCUGCACUGCCUUACUCCUCUCUCCCUCCUUUAUAAACACCCAGUAAAUUUGCACCUGGGCAGAAACCCAUAGUGACCAAUCAGAUGCUUGCUUUCAUUGUUGUACCUGCAGCCAGCUUAUAGGGGGUGGUUCACCUUCAUAUUAUUAUAUAUUCAAUAUAUUAUAGAAUGGCCCAUCCCUAGCAAGAUUGCAAUUGAUCUUUAUUAUUUAUUUUUUUUAUAGUUUUUAAAUGAUUUUUUCCUCUGCUACAUCUUUCCAGCUACCAAAUAGGGGGGUCACUGACCCCGGCAGCCAAAAACCAUUGCUCUGUGAGGCUACACGUUUUAUUAUUACUUUUAAUUUUAUAUUUUUCUGCUCGUCCCCUCUGCUAUUCAUAUUCCAGCCUCUCAUUCAACACACUGCCUGGUUGCUAAGGUAAACCAGAGUCUAGCAACCAAAUAGAUGCUAAAUAACUGAAAAACCACAAAUAAUAAAAGAUGAAAACCAAUUGCAAAUUGUCUCAAAAUACUAAAAAGUUAAUAUAAAGGUGAACAAAUCUGAUUACUGAUUGGUUGCUAUGAGUUACAGCCCUGGUACAAAUACGCCCAGUGUUUAUAAAAGAGAUCUGCUGUUUUUCAAGCACAAAGUAGAGCUGGUGUCACGCUCUGGCCAAUAGCAGCUGUUAAACUGUGACGGAAGGCGGGUUCAAGGCUCUGAUUGGCUGGUGAGAUUUACAUUGUAACCCCCAGUUUUGUUAACUUUCUGUUUUUAUACGGGGUGUGUGUGUGGGGGCUGUGCAAGCUGCCUAGGGGGAGAUUUUCAUAUGGAUCUUUACGUUUCACCCCCCUGACAAAGUUUGGGGUCGGGGGGCACAUUGGAAAUGUUCAUACAGCCUAAAGGUGGCCCUCCAUUAGGGACAGCCAGUUAGGGCUCAGUAUUAGCGGGGCGCCGAGGUACAGGAAUAAUAUAUAUCUCUGUGGGACACACAGACAUUGCUGCUAUGAAAGGAUUUUAUAUUUUUAUAAGACUUCAUAUCCGUGCCUCUCUAGCCCCUCCUCCCUCCCCACGUUGCUCAGAACAAACCCUCCCCCCCUAUUUCCACACGUUGGUGAUUUUUAAAUGGAAAUUGUUUUUAUAUAUUUGCGUGACCUCGUCAUGUGAUCAAUGUCAUUAACAGAAUGAUGCCGAAUGGAGAGAUUUCUAGACAAUUCGUCUUUAAUAAAUGGACGUUUUUGGA
Xenopus tropicalis (tropical clawed frog) is the source of this 3527-nucleotide messenger RNA. RefSeq names its product transmembrane p24 trafficking protein 1 (gene tmed1). The record is from RefSeq and is marked provisional. Gene Ontology annotation, cellular component: cytoplasm; endoplasmic reticulum-Golgi intermediate compartment membrane; plasma membrane. Lineage: Eukaryota; Metazoa; Chordata; Amphibia; Anura; Pipidae.